Messenger RNA from Vigna umbellata (rice bean), 1047 nucleotides. Its product is annotated as metacaspase-6-like. The record is from RefSeq and is a predicted model, not a curated record. Gene Ontology annotation, molecular function: cysteine-type endopeptidase activity. Gene Ontology annotation, biological process: proteolysis. Gene Ontology annotation, cellular component: cytoplasm. NCBI's taxonomy places the organism in Eukaryota, Viridiplantae, Streptophyta, Magnoliopsida, Fabales, Fabaceae.
CUCAUCAACAUAUAUGGUUUCUCAGAAAGGGACAUUGUUGUUCUCAUUGACACUCAUCAUUCCUACACUCAACCCACCGGCAAGAACAUCAGGUUGGCUCUGUCCAAGCUUGUCCGGUCCGCCAAGCCCCGCGACGCCCUCUUUGUCCACUACAGCGGCCACGGCACGCGUCUUCCGGCGGAAUCCGACGACGAAGACAAUACUGGCUAUGACGAAUGCAUUGUUCCCACAGAUAUGAAUCUCAUCACUGAUGAUGAUUUCAGACAGCUUGUAGACAAGGUCCCAAGAGGUUGCAAUAUAACAAUCGUUUCAGAUUGCUGCCACAGUGGUGGCCUAAUUGAAGCAGCAAAGGAACAAAUAGGAGACAGCACAAACGAAGAAGGCUACGUUUCAACCUCUCUAUUUCACUUCAAAACCUUCCUUCAUCGAAGCAUGCACCAAGAACAACAAGAAGAAGAAACCACUGUGAAGAACCGAUCUUUGCCUCUCUCAACUCUCUCAGACAUACUCCGGCAUAAAACUGGCAACGACAUAGAAACUGGGAAACUAAGGCGUACACUCUUCCACAUCUUUGGUGAAGAUGCAAGUCCCAAAGUGAAGAAGUUUUCAAAUUUAGUCAUGAACAAACUCCAACAUGUAAAAAGUGGUGAUAGUGGAGGGCACAGAGUUGGGGAUGUGAGUAAUCUUGCAGAAAAAUUCUUCGAACAGAAGCUAAAUUAUGAUGGUGAUGAGGUGGGAAAACGUGGGGGAAUCAGGAAAGAGGAACAUGCUGCAUCAAUCAAGCGCAAUGUUUUGGAUUGUGGGAUUCUGCUGAGUGGUUGCCAGAGUGACCAAACUUCUGCAGAUGCAUGUCCUGCUGGGAAUUCUGGGUCAGCUUACGGGGCUUUCAGCAAUGUGAUUAGAGCUAUAAUUGAAGAGAGUGAAGGAGCAGUGACAAACCGGGAACUUGUGCUGAAGGCUAGGAUGAUACUUAAGAAACAAGGUUUUUCUCAGAAACCUGGUCUCUAUUGCAGUGACAGCAACGUUAAUGCUUCCUUUGUGUGUUGA